GCAACCGCGCAAACUAUCGAAGUCUCCCAUAAAAAUCAAAAUGUUCUCGUGGUUACGGUGUGUGGCUGAAGGAAAACCAAGGAACUGGGAUAAGAAAAGAGAAAAAGGAAGAGAAAGGAUAGAGAACAGGAAGAGAGAGUGACAAAGAAGACGCCAAGGGGAGGAGAGAAGAAAGAAAUAAGAAAAAGAAGAGCCGAAGAUGGGUCUGUGCGCACGAGCGUUUCGUCUUUGUUUCGUCCUUGUCAAAAAAUACUGGAUUGUGGUGGCGUGGACGGCGGCGUGCAGCGUGGUUUUCUACGUGGACUACAUGCGCUAUAAGAAAGAACCGCAGUACUAUUACGUUCGCCGGAUGCUUGGGCUAGGUAUGUGCGUGUCUCGGGGUACGGCUGCCGUGCUCAACCUGUCGUGCUGUAUGCUAGUGCUGCCCAUGUGUCGUGCCCUCAUCACAACACUCUCUGUCUUGGCUGCCCCCGCCACCCACGCUGCCAAAUCCACGCACAUCAUGAUUGCUGUCACCAUCGUUAUUACGUCAGUGGCGCAUACGGGAGCCCACUUGGCCAACGCAAUAAAUUUCUCUCGACACUACAGUGCACAGUAUCCUGAAAUCAACGUAGCCAACUUCAGAGGGGAGGCUCCAUUCAGAUUGUUCGUUGCAACAGUCCCCGGCAUAACGGGCGUGGUGAUGGUCCUCGUCCUGGCCGCGCUCUGCCUCACCUCCAUGCGCUGGGUGCGGCGCCGCUCCUACGACGUCUUCUUCUACACGCACCGCCUUGGCUUCGUCUUCCUGGUGCUGCUGCUCGUCCAUCCGCUCAGGAACAGAAGAAUCUGCAUGGUCACUUUCCUGGAUGCCAGAUGUACAAAGAAACAUUUAGAAGUGGAGAUUGGCUACCCUGAACCCCAUGAGAUUGGCUACCCUGAACCCCAUGAGGUUGGCUACCCUGAACCCCAUGAGAUUGGCUACCCUGAACCCAGUGAGAUUGGCUACCCUGAACCCCAUGAGAUUGGCUACCCUGAACCCAGUGAGAUUGGCUACCCUGAACCCCAUGAAGAUCAUUACCCUGAGCUUCAUGAGGUUGGCUUCCCAGAGCCAGACGAAGCCAGCGACCCAGAACAGAAUGAAAUUGGCAACCCUGUGCCAUAUGAAAACCACCACAUCGCCCUAUAUGGAGUUGGCUUCCGAGGGCCACACGGAGUGAGUUAUCCGGAGUCAAAUGCGAUUAGCUUCAGUUCACAAGGAGUGGUCGGCUUCCCUGAGGCAGACGCGGUAGUUCAGCCAGGAUCGGAAGAGAUUGGUUACCCUGAGCCGAACAUUGACUACCCUGCAUCUGACGUUGGCUUUCCAGAACCCGACGUUGGCUACACUGGCUCGAAAGAGGACGAAGAUUCUCCAAAGCCCAGCGGCGGGAGUGGCGGGGCAGGCAAGUAUCACAGAGCGAGGAAAAAGCGGAGGAAAUGCCACAGACCGCCCGUCUUUGGGGCCAUUCAUUCCAAGACGUGGAUCUGGGUGGGCGUGGCUCUGCUGGUGUGGGCGGCAGACUGGCUCCAUCACCCUUGCGAUGUGGUGGAGCUCACCCUCAGGCAGCGGAGGUUUACGUGUCUGCCCGGCCAGUUUGUGAUGCUUCAGUGUCCACAAGUGUCCAAUUUUGAGUGGCAUCCCUUCACGGUGACAAAAACCCCUUCAGAGGACUCCCCCGGGACCUUUACAGUGUUCAUGAGGGCGCGGGGGGACUGGAGCAAACGUGUCGCCGCGCUGUUACCUUCGAAGUCUAGUCAAGUGGACGAUCCUAGUCAGAGACCUACUUACGGGCCCCAAGAGCUGUCUAGUCGGAAAGCACACGCAAAGCCAAAUUUAGUACAAGCUAACUACCUUUGCUCUAAAGGCGAUGACAAGAUGUUUUUCUCGCCUCAAAGCGUGCAGCCUUGUCUAUCUGCUCGUGCGGUAGACGAAUCCAAAGUUUACUCCUUUUUACAGGGGGAGAAUUUGAGCUUUAAUUUAUUAAGGGAGCACUGUACCUCGCAGCCGCCUGUUUGUGCAGACAUGCAGGAUAAUGAGGGGUCUUGUUCGCAGUCACCGUUAAUGAAGCAUUUUUCAUCAUCCCAGUCUUGCAUAAAAGUUCAUUCACAGUUCGAUCACCUUUCGCCAGUGUUGCCACAUGGGAAGUUAUCGCAAAGUAAUGUUGAUAGUCGUAUCGAUAAUAAUGAGUUAGAAAAUAUAUUUUUGAAUUCUAUUAAAAAAACGCCAAUGCACUUGGAUAAACAUGUACAGAAAAUACAAAAUGAAAACGAGGAUUCACAUCAUACCACAGAGCACCACACCGUCCUUAUGACUCCAGACACCUGUGUAAGGCUAUAUGUGGAUGGUCCUUUUAGUUCUCCAAGUGAAGAUAUGAUUCGGUAUCCGGUGGUAGUUGGUAUCGCUGGAGGAGUCGGCAUCACACCCUUGGCUGCUACACUUACUCAUAUACUACACCAUCCAGCCUCUUGGCCGAAGAGAGUGCACAUGAUCUGGGUCAUGAGAGAUGCUCGGCUCAUCUUGACCAUGGCUCAUUUGCUUUCGAGUCUGUUGCAUCAGUGUUGGCAGGACUGUACUGAAGAUCGACUUGAGUUUUGCCUCCACGUUACCACACCGAUUUCCCACGAGGAGCUGCAGGAAUUAUUUGGCAAUCAACAUCCCACCUUGAUCCCGAGAAUAAAACAGGGGCGACCUCAGUGGAAGAACCUGUUUCAUCAAUACAGCCAAGCUUAUAAAAAAACCAAAGUUGGCGUGUUUGCCUGCGGACCAAAAAAACUGUGCCAAGAAGUAAAGCGACGGUGUCUUCGGUCCGUAACACAAGGAGCUCCAUUCGCCUACCAUCAAGAAUCUUUCUCUUGAAUAAUAAAUAUAAUACUGUGCAUCCUA
Messenger RNA from Penaeus monodon (black tiger shrimp), 2899 nucleotides. RefSeq names its product NADPH oxidase 4-like. Gene Ontology annotation, cellular component: NADPH oxidase complex; plasma membrane. Gene Ontology annotation, biological process: defense response; superoxide anion generation. The record is from RefSeq and is a predicted model, not a curated record. NCBI's taxonomy places the organism in Eukaryota, Metazoa, Arthropoda, Malacostraca, Decapoda, Penaeidae. Gene Ontology annotation, molecular function: superoxide-generating NAD(P)H oxidase activity.